Messenger RNA from Neurospora tetraspora, 1885 nucleotides. RefSeq names its product concanavalin A-like lectin/glucanase domain-containing protein. The record is from RefSeq and is a predicted model, not a curated record. The transcript has 2 exons. Bases 440 to 1849 code for a protein of 469 amino acids. Gene Ontology annotation, biological process: carbohydrate metabolic process. Gene Ontology annotation, molecular function: hydrolase activity, hydrolyzing O-glycosyl compounds. Lineage: Eukaryota; Fungi; Ascomycota; Sordariomycetes; Sordariales; Sordariaceae.
CUUCCCACCACCAUACCCAAGAACUUCGACGGCCACCGAGUCCAUCCGCCCUCGCCCAGCCUAUCUGUCACACCUUUCCCGAAAACAUCCCGAAUGAACAGUCAAGAGCUGAAGGGUCGCCAUGUCCCAAUAUGGACACCAUAGGGCCUGGGCCCCUUCUCCCGACCUUUGUUUUGCUUCUUUCUGGCAUCGCUCUGGCCACACGUCAAUGUCUAUCUGAUCAGCCUUAUCAGAGCCAUUGAUACGGUCUGAUAGCAAGACGGCGAGUCCAACUUAGUCAACAAGUUCAGCUUCUUGUUACAAGACCUCCCUGGUCUCGCAGUCUUGUUCCCAAGUUCCGAAAGACACAGACGCUCUGUCAUCUGUUAUCUCUUCUUGGACAUAUUGUUGCUUUCCUUCUGUAUAGACAUCAGCAUCAGUCCAUAGACUACACACCACCAUGGACAACGACCACCGCGACGAGCUUGACCCUCGCGCAAGCGGCCGUCACAACUUCGACUCCGGCGUCGAGUCCCGCGCCUCCCAACGCUCCAACGAAGGCACCAACGAGAACCCCUUUGCUAGUCCCAUACCCACCCGUCCGCCAUCGAGCUUCGACACAUCCUCGCACUCUGGUGGUGUAGCAGCUUACCACGAGGUUCUUCCCGGUGGCCAACGAUACUUCCACUCUCGCCGAGUACGCAAGGGCGAGGUAGAAAAGCCAUGGGCAGAGAAGAAGGACCCCAAGGAGAAGUGGGUGACUAUCAUCCCCCUAAUCGGCAUCUUUGUCGGCCUGGCUAUCUCGGGGUUCCUCAUCUGGGAUGGGAUCAGGUCCGUGGUGAAGCACAAGUACUGUUUGGUACUGGAUGAAGAUUGGAGUCAGGGGAUCAGGGACAGUGUGUGGCAGCAUGAGGUGCAGUUGGGUGGUUUUGGCAACGGCGAGUUCCAACAAACCACCAAAGACAACGCCUACGUCGAAGACGGAAAACUAGUCAUCAAAGCCACCCUCCAAGACGACAAGCUCCUCCUCUCCGACUCCAAAAUCGACCUCCUCGCCUCGGGCGACUGCACAUCCACCUCUUUCCAGAACUGCGUAGCAGCCACCAACACCACCGCCGGCAACUCCUCCAUCGUCCCGCCCGUCCUCUCCGCCCGCCUCAACACCCGCCUGGGAGCCUCCAUCAAAUACGGCCGCGUCGAAGUCACCGCCCGCUUGCCGGAGGGAGACUGGCUCUGGCCCGCCAUCUGGAUGAUGCCCGUCAACAACACGUACGGCGAGUGGCCGCAAUCGGGCGAGAUCGACCUGGCCGAGUCGCGCGGAAACAACUACACGUACCCGCAGGGCGGCAACGACAUCAUCUCCUCGACGCUGCACUGGGGCCCUUCCUCCCUGUCCGACGCCUUCUGGCGGACCAACGUCAAGCGCCAGGCAUUGCACACCACCUUCGCCAACAAAUACCACACCUUCGGGCUCGAAUGGUCAGAGAAGUACCUUUUUACGUAUGUCGACUCGCGCCUGCUGCAGGUGCUCUACGUGAACUUCAACAAACAGCCGCUCUGGCAGCGGGGCAAUUUCCCGCAGGUCGAAAACGGCACGCGCACCGUUGAUCCGUGGGGACAGACUGGACGCUUAAACACGCCGUUUGAUCAAAAGUUUUAUCUGAUUCUUAAUGUGGCGGUGGGAGGGACGAACGGCUGGUUCGAGGACCAGGUUAAUGGCAAGCCGUGGUUUGAUGCGAGUCCGAAUGCCAAAAAGGACUUUUGGCAGGCCAAGGAUCAGUGGUUCCCCACGUGGAAGAAGCCGCAGAUGGAGGUGGAGAAGGUGAUGAUGUGGCAGCAGUGUGAUGGGGGUGAGAAUGAGGAUCUUUAGUUUUUUUUUUUUUUUUUUUUUUUUUUGUUUGUUUUU